UUGAGUUCUUAUAAGAUAUACGCGUAACCCAGAAUCAACGCCGAAGAAAUCUAAUUAUCCCUAGAUUGCUAUAUAUUUUUCUCUUUUCUACAUGACACAGCCAAGCGCAGCACCGUUUGCGAUCAUCGAUCCUCGAUACUGCCUCCCUUACCCUAUUGAUCUAGCGAUUGUGAGAAAGGUUUUGACUCUAGCCAAUGGCAACUUUGUUGUCCAGGACUUUAAUGGCAGCAUCAUUUUUCAGGUUAAGGAAAUACUCCUAACCUUUGUACAUGAGAGGAAGCUCAUUCUUGAUGCUGCCGGAAACACCAUCGUCACAUUGCGAAGGAAGGCGCUGACAGCACAUAGCAGAUGGCAGGUUUUCAGGGGAGAAAGCACAGACCCAAAGGAUCUGAUUUUCAGUGCUAAAACCCAUUCCAUACUCUAUCUCAAGACAAAGUUAGACGUCUUUUUAGCACAUAACACAGAAGAGAAGGUGUGUGAUUUCAAGGUGAAAGGGAGUUUUUUCGAACGAUCAUGUGUCAUUUAUAAAGGAGACGAAGACUCUGCCACAAUCGUUGCACAGAUGCAAAAAAAGCACACGGCUCAAAGUAUAUUGUUAGGGAAGGACAAGUUCAUGGUGACAGUGUUUCCCAAAAUGGAUUAUGCGUUCAUAGUUGCGCUUAUUGUGAUUCUUGACGACAUCAAUCAUGAGGCACAGGAAUGAAUCAUGAUUCAGAAUUUCAGAUGAUAUAGGCAUACUGGGGCUUUGCUUUAUUAAUGUUUUUAUGCAAAUCACUGGAUAAGUGAUUGCCAUGCAGGAUUUUUCGUUUAUUGUAAUUUUAUUAAAAUUGAGAGAUAUAUAUAUAUUAUAAUUAAAAAGGUCUUAUGCAAA
Messenger RNA from Hevea brasiliensis (rubber tree), 871 nucleotides. Its product is annotated as protein LURP-one-related 15. NCBI's taxonomy places the organism in Eukaryota, Viridiplantae, Streptophyta, Magnoliopsida, Malpighiales, Euphorbiaceae. Bases 92 to 703 code for a protein of 203 amino acids. The record is from RefSeq and is a predicted model, not a curated record. The transcript is spliced from 3 exons.